AUGCGCGUCUGUGAUGGAGCCGCGGUGCUGAUGCUGCUUGGAGUCCCGGGGUGGUGGUGGUCCCAUGGUCGGACUGCUGCACCGUGGUGGGCGGGGUUCGGGGAUUUCACCGCAGCAGAGGCAGCAGAGACCAGUUCUCCUACAAGGAUGAUACAGCGGCCCAAGCCCACAGACUCUGAGGUGGACCUGUUGAGGGAGCAGCAGAAGUUCCUGAGCUCCGGAGCCCAGGCAGCGGCCAGUGUGCUGCGCAGACCAGACAAGAGACCGCAGGGUGGGGCUCCAGAGGGGUCGCAGGAGGCUGGAGGCUCACAGAGGGAUGUCGUGUCCAUAGAAGACCUUCCAGAUGAAGUUCCCUCUCUUACACCGGCUCCACCGAAGAAAUCCAGGUUCAAGUCUCACCGCGUGACCUUUGAACCUGAGGACGCAGAGGAGAGACUGGACCGAGAGGACACUCACAUCAGUGCUGUGCUGUCACGAAUCAUUGAAAAAGAUACCAGCUCUGUGCCUGUGUUGCUCCCAGAGUUUACUGGCCUGGCUUUCCCCAAAGUACUCCAUCGCUCUCAACAUUGUGAGGUGCCAGAUGCUUCAGGGCCUGGUCGUAAAAGGAGUAUCUUUGCACGUCAAAUCACUGCUCAAAGAAUAAAAGAGGGAAAGGCUCCAUUAUAUGAUCCAACUUCUCAGCCACAAACCACAAGCAACUCUGCGAUGGACUGUGGCAUAGAUACAGACCAAACUGGCAUGGCGGGCUCCAGGCUGAUUUCGGGCCAGGGUCUCGGAGUGCGAGGUGGCUCUGAGGAGACCGUAAGAAUCCACCUUGAGAACCAGGAAAGACUUCAGAGCAUGUCACAGUCGGUCAUCUUGGACGAGCAGAAGAAACUCCUGUCUCAACUUGACCCACGGCUUGUGCAGUUUGUAAAAUCGCGCACCGCCCAUUCCGUUCCCCCCUCUGCAACAGCACCUCACCCACCUGAAGACCAGAGCACCCUUCCUGAUGUUGAUGUGGAGAUGGAGCCAGAGCAACAACCUGAAGCUGAGCCACCGCUGAAGCCUCAUAAAGACUGGGUGCACAUGGACAAGGUUGAGCCGGAGAAGCUGGAGUGGAUGAGAGACUUACCUCCACCAAGAAAAAAGGGAACUAACAAAGCCAUGCAGGCACGCUUCGAUUUUGUGGGGACAGUGAUCCCACCCACACAAGACCUGCCCACCCACCUGGGUCUGCAUCACCACGGAGAGGAACCAGAGCGUGCAGGAUAUUCUCUACAGGAACUUUUCUUGCUUUCUCGAAGUCAAAUGAUGCAGCAGAGGACUUUGGCUCUCAGCACUCUGGCAAAUAUUAUUUCAAAGGCGCGGUGUGGUGCGUACCGCUCCGGGCUGCAGGGCUCGGUGCUCUCCUCUCUGCUGGAUGCUGGCCUGCUCUUCCUGCUGCGCUUCUCCCUGGAUGACAGCGUGGAGAGCGUCAUGUGUGCGGCGCUACAUGCUCUCCACGCUCUCCUCGUGCGUGCUCCGGAUGAAGCAUGCAUAGACAACACUUUCUCCUGGUUCAAUGGCAUGUCCACAUUUCCUCUCUUGCCAUUGCCUGAGGAAGAUGAUGAGGAUGAAGAUGAGCCCCUAAAAGAGGCCAAAGAAAAGGGCGAUGAGAAGAGUGACUAUGAGACGGCGCGGCAGGAUGUUGUGAAGGGUUUACUAAAAAUGAAGCUUCUCCCUCGAAUGCGAUACAUUUUGGAGGUUGUCCGUCCAUCUCCUCACGUCAUUCAGGAAAUAAUGGGAAUUAUCAUCCGGCUUGCAAGGCACUCCACUCCCUCCGCUACUCAGGUGUUGGAGUGCCCUCGUCUGAUUGAGGUGGUUGUGCGUGACUUCCUCCCUCCCUCUUGGUCGACCCCCACCUCUGCUCCCCCUCAGUCUGCGUAUGGAGUCCCUCAAAGCUGUGCACUGAAGCUGCUCAGAGUGCUGUCCACGGCUGGCAGACACCUCUGUGCUAGAAUAUUGAAUUCUUUUGGGAUGAAGGAGCGCCUCGCCUGCCUGCUCAGUGCGGAGCCUGGUGACCUGCUGCUGGAGGAGGCUGAGGCCAUAAGGAUUAGCACUGAGGCCUAUAGGAUGUGGGCUGUGGCUGCCCGCUAUGGACAGGCCUGCGACUUAUACAUCGAUCUGUACCCAGCCCUUAUCAAGUCCCUCCAGUGUUCUGGGCCCUUACUCCCAUCUGAGCGGCUCUUACCUGAGCGGCUCCAGAGGUUGCAGGCCCUGGUUUGUCUGCUCACUCAGAUCACUCACACAGCUGGAUGUCACCAGGAGCUGCAGGCUGCAAUGCUCAGUUCUGGAGAUGAAGAGUGCCUGCCCCCUCCCCCUGUGUGCUGGGAGCAUGUCUCUGGACUUCAGCAGACCUUGGUGUCUCAUUUGAAAGGCUUUGUGAAAGGACUUGAUGAUGAGGCCCAGAGAGAGAUCAGCCUGACUCUCAUUCCUGCUUACCUAGUCUACCUACAGGCUUAUUACCACCAACUGUCUCGGCAGAAGAGCUUCAGUCCUGUGCAAACCCUGGAGGAACUAGAAAAAUUGUCAUCAGAGCUCACCCUUCUUCUGUCUCAUCGUGCGGUACAAGGCCUCUUUAAGAAUCUAAAGUCUCUCUCUGUAGUGUGUAAUGCUCUCAAGGACCAUUCUGACACCACAGCCAGUCUGCCUGCUCUUUCUUGUCCCAGAGAGCAGGACUCUCCGUCCCCUCUCCCUCUGCUGACAGGACUGGCCCUCCUGCUGGACACAGUCACAACCAUCCACAAAGGACUCGCACCAAAGUUCACAGCUCUUCUCUCGGAGCCUGUUCUUGAGUACAUCAGCGGUGCAGCUCAGGCCACGCCCCCCAUGUCUCUCAGUACAGCCUGGCUCCUGCGUCACGAGCACCUUCUCCUGUACCUGCUGCUGCGGCUGGCAAACAAAAUGUUUCCCUUUGAUCCAGAAUUUGCCAAAAGAACCCCACUCUUCCACCAGAUGGCGCUGGUGCUGUUGUCUUGGCUUUUACCAGGAUUUGAGUUUUUGGCACACGAGCUUCUCUCAAACAUCAUCUUUACAAAGUCUUUCAUACCUGAAAGCCACAGUGGAGGACCAGAGGCGGUGGAACUGGAGGAGCUGCGGCUUCAGGAAGAAGGUCCCAGCUGUAAUAAAGCCAUCGGCCCUCUGCUCAGGGCGGCCUGUGCUCAGUUACCCUCUAUUCGCGCCUGUUUCCUGACUCAACUGGCCCAUUUGGAGCCAGCUGUGGUCGCUUCCAGGAACUCGCUUCUUGGACAAACCCCCUGGAUCACAUCUCAGUUCCUCCCAGAACUUAAUGGUCCCGCUCUGCCGUCUGACUGGCCCUACCUUCCCCUAGUGAGCCUCUAUGAGCGGGCUGGGGUGUGUGGAGGCGGGGGGCUAUCUGUGCAGGAGCUACCCCCAGGAGCUCUGAUGGCUGCGACUCAUUGUCUUCAGUGGCUCCUGAUGCUGGAGGUCUGGAGAGAGAAGGCUCUAAAGGUGAUUCCGCCUGUAGCCAAGCUGGCCCGAUUGUCCUGCGUGUUCCUCUGCUCCAGUGACCUUUUCCUCGAGAGACCUAUUCAAAGUCACACCUGGGCUUUGUUCCAGCUGCUCACCAGAGCAUCCAGACUGAACUCUCUGGACCUGAGCAUCCCACCUCCAGGCCAGGCCUCCUUCCAGGACCUGUACUCUGCCCUGCUGGCUCAGUAUGAGGCUGUGUCGUUUGGGAACCCGCUGUUUGGCUGCUGGAUGCUGUUGCCUUUGCAGCGGCGGUACAGCGUGGCUCUGAGACUGGCUGUGUUUGGAGAGCAUGUGGGGAUGCUCCGCUCACUCGGCGUCACUAUGGGACAGCUGUCCCUCCCCCUGGAGAACUUCACGUCCCCCCCGGAGGACUGCCUGGCCCUGCUGCGCCUGUACUUCCGCUGCCUCCUCACCGGGGUUCUGAAGCAGCGCUGGUGCCCGGUCCUCUACGUGGUCGCACUCUCUCACCUCAACUCCUUCAUGUUCUCCCAGCAGGCGGCCGCUCAGGAGGUGGAGGCCGCACGUGUCAGUAUGCUCCGGAAAACUUUCUACCUGACAGACGAGGUGUUGAAAAAACACCUUCUGUUGUUCCGUCUGCCACAGUCAGACUGUGGCUUCGAGCUGUACGAGCAGCUGCCUCCCAUCAGGACCAGGCGCCUGGAACAAGUCGUGGGUCCACAAGAGUCCUGCCACAGAGCCCUGAGUGAGAGGUUGAGAAACACCGAAUGUGAAGUCAGCAGCACAUUAACUCUGAAUGCCGACUCUGAAUACGACAACAAACCCCUGCAGGAGGAAGAGGAGCGCUGCAGCUUCAUCAUCCUCAUCCUCAUCCUCGGUAUCAGCAUCAGUGAGAGAGAGGAGAGAGUGGAGAGAGAAGAGACAGAGGAGCCGCUUCUCCCGCAGCGCUUCAUCCAUGUGGACGCGCAGAAAGUGGACACAGCCAUGGAACAUUUACCCGGGUGGGCUGCCCUGCUCUUCGGCGCGUUCGCGAUAGUGACCAAGUCGAGCCAGGCCCUGGACCACCUGCUGGAGCAGUCCUUCUACAACCCGCUGGACUCAGACCUCAGCUACUUCUCCUCGUGUGAUUUCGAGUCCACGUGCCUCUGGACCUUCUCAAACCACAGCAAGAAGAGCGACUGGGCUGUAGUGUCUGCAGACCAGACAGCGUCCAGGCCCCACGCUGACCACUCUCAGGGCUCGUCCAAGGGCCACUUCUUGGAGCUGAGGCCCUCUCCCGGUCAAUGUGAGUACUUCCUGACCAGUCCAGUCCUGCCCUUUAGCUCCGAGCUCUGCAGCCUGCGAGUGGCGUUAUCAGACGGGGCCUUGAUGGCGGGGAAUCUCAGUCUCUCCAUCUCACCUGUGCACUCUGGCCGCAGCCCCACGCCUCUCCUCAUCCACUCAGACAGCAGCAGGGGUCAGUGGGAGGAGUUGGAGGCCGUGGUGGGCAGGAUGGAUCAGCCGUUCCUGGUCACUCUGUCGUAUGUGUCGUGCGAGGCCGCGGGCAGCACUGUGGCUCUGGACUCUCUGGAGUUCCAAAACUGUGAAGAUCAGCCGCUGUCGGAGCUGAACGGUGCGUGUGGGGAAUCCUUCCAUUGCGACGCCACCGGUGACUGUGUGGAGCCGAGCCGCGUGUGUGACUUCCACACUGACUGCGCCUUCGGAGAGGAUGAAGGCUUCAUCUGUGGUGCCCUCCCUCUGGGCUCCUACUGUUCCUUCGAGCUGGAUGAAUGUGGCUGGUCUGUGUCCACGCUGCGGUCCCACUGGAGGAGAGUGUCCGCUGAUAAUCUGGAGCCUAAGGAGCAUCAGGGAGAAGCACUGCUCUCCACUCCAGGGCACUUUCUGUUUUUGCAGGUCAGAGAGAGCGGUGCAGCCAGAGAAGCGUCAGUCAUCAGCCCACAGUUCCCUGCUCCGGUCUCCUCCACUGACUGCCAGAUGUACUUCUCCCUGUACCUCUAUGGAGACUUCAAUGGGACCCUGGUGGUGGCCAUAGAGGAGAUAGAGACAGCUAACAGUCCGCUGGUGUGGGAGAGGAACGGCCCCUGGACAGACGACUGGGACCAUGUUGUUCUGCAGCUGACGGGGAUUGAGCACAGGUUUCAGAUCAAGGUCAGUGCCUUGUGGGCUCCGGGUUCCGAGGCUGACGUUGCCCUGGACUUCAUCUCUCUCGGAGCAGCCUGCUUCUACACAGAUGUGAACGAGUUGGGGCCUGUAGCAGAUCUGGGGGAUCUCCUGAGCCCUCUGCCUGAACCCUCAGACUCAGAAGUUCCAGUUUUGACAUGGUUCUUCAACUCGUGCGGGGCCAGCGGUCCACAUGGCCCCACCCAGACCCAGUGCGACACCACCUACAGGAACAAGAACGUCAAUGUCACUGUGGGGAAGGAUGGAGCUCUGAAAGGCGUCCAGAUGUGGAGGGUCCCGGCCACAAACAGAUACCGGAUCACAGCAUACGGAGCCGCAGGCGGAAAGGGAGCCAAAAAUCACAACAAGCGAAGCCACGGGGUCAUCAUUUCGGCCAUGUUUGCGCUGGAGAAAGGAGACACGCUGUACAUCUUAGUGGGCCACCAGGGAGAGGACGCGUGCCCAGGGAGGAACCAGAAGACGCAAAGGAUCUGUCUGGGGGAGUCCUCUGUGAUAGAAGAUAACCUGAGUGGGGGGGCGGACGCUGAGCUGGCAGGAGGCGGAGGAGGUGGCGGUGGUGCCACGUACAUCUUUAAGAUGGUGGGGGCUGACAUGGUGCCUCUGCUGGUGGCAGCGGGCGGAGGAGGGAACGCUUACCUGGAGGACCCUGAGUCCAGCGCCGACCAGGUCCCACUGGAGCAGUUUGAGAACAGCACCAGCGCCCCCAGCAGCAGCGGCCGAACAGGGGCUGCAGGUGGAGGUGGGGGCUGGAGCGGUGGCCUGAGUCCAUAUCCACAGGCAGGACAGUCCCUUGUAGACGGGGCCAUGGGGGGGUCUGCUUGUCCUUCGGCUCUGUCUAUACUCAACUGGGCCACGUACGGGGGCUUUGGGGGUGGAGGAGGCGCAUGCACUGCAGGAGGAGGAGGAGGGGGCUACAGAGGAGGAGAUGCUGCUGUGACUGACAAGAUCUUGGCUGAUGGUCAAGCUGGGAUCUCGUUCAUCCACCCCACGGGACAGAUGUUCCUGCAGCCGCUGGCAGUCAUGGAGAGUCAUGGUGAGUGUGAGAUCAAAGUGCAGCCCAACUGUAGCCGCUGUCAGACGCAGGACUGUAGACAGGACGAAGAGACUCGUGAGAUCGUCUGUUUCUGCCAUGAUGGUGAGGUCAUAGCCCAGGACAACGUGACUUGCAUCAGUGUUGGAGCAGCUCCUCAGAAGCCCGUCCCACACAGCCCCGUCCCUCAGAGCCACAUGUCAGUGUCUUUGAUUCUGGCUGUGGUGGCUUCCACUGUGGCCUGUGGCAUCGCUCUGAUCUGUGCCGGAGUCAUCCUCAGCUCUAUCAUCAGUACCACCCCAUCACCCACCACCUCCUCCCUGAGGAGCACCUGUCCCCAGACUCCCACCUGCAUCAGGGAUGUUGUCGCUGCCUCAGCGGCGGUGUGGUACAGACGAAAGAGUGACCUGCACGCGGUCAGAGGACGACUGCAGAGUCCAGAGUACAAUCUCAGUAAGAUCCGCUCCUCCACCAUCAUGACAGACUACAAUCCCAACUAUUGCUUUGCCGGCAAGAUCACCUCCCUCUGUGAGCUGCAGGAGGUCCCUCGGAAAAACAUUACACUUCUCAAGGCUCUGGGUCACGGGGCGUUUGGAGAAGUGUAUGAGGGACAGCUCCUGGGGAUGAGUGCUGAUAAUAGCCCCAUGCAGGUGGCGAUAAAGACCCUUCCUGAGAUCUGCUCAGAGCAGGACGAGAUGGACUUUCUGAUGGAGGCUCUGAUCAUGAGUAAGUUCAGUCAUGAGAAUAUCGUCCGCUGCAUCGGAGUAAGCCUGAACAUCCUGCCUCGCUUUAUCCUGCUGGAGCUGAUGACAGGGGGAGACAUGAAGAGCUUUCUGAGACAACACAGGCCCAGAUCUGGCCACACCUCCUGCCUCACCAUGACCGAGCUGCUGCGCAUGGCCCGCGACAUCGCCUGUGGCUGUAGGUACCUGGAGGAGAACCACUUCAUACACAGAGACAUCGCUGCUCGUAACUGCCUGCUCACCUGUGAGGGGCCUGAGCGUGUGGCAAAGAUUGGAGACUUUGGCAUGGCCCGGGACAUUUAUAGGGCCAGCUAUUAUCGAAAAGGAGGCCGAGCCAUGCUGCCAGUCAAAUGGAUGCCCCCAGAGGCUUUUAUGGAGGGAAUCUUCACAUGCAAGACUGAUACCUGGUCGUUUGGAGUGCUGCUCUGGGAAAUCCUCUCUUUAGGAUACAUGCCGUACCCUUGUAAAACCAACCAGGAGGUUCUGGAGUUUGUCACCAGUGGAGGCCGUAUGGACCCUCCAAAAGGAUGCCCCGGACCUGUUUAUCGGAUCAUGACCCAGUGCUGGCAGCACUGUCCAGAACACAGGCCUAACUUUUCUACAAUUUUGGAAAGAAUCAACUACUGCACUCAGGACCCAGAUGUGAUCCACACUCCUCUCCCAGUGGAGUAUGGCCCUGCCCAGGAGGAGGAUGCAGUGACGCGUCCCUCUGUGCAUCCCUCUUCCAGCCUCACACCUUUGUUGUCUGUGACCCCUGCCUCUACACAGUUCACCAAACCUCAGGUGCUCCAUCACACAGGCCAACUCCUCCAUCAUGAGGCCAUAGAGGUGCCCCCCAGAGGGGCCUGGCCACAGCCUGAAACACAGAUCCAACCACACUCUGGAAACAACGCUGCCUCAGGAAGUCAGAGACUCAAGAACAAGUCCAAGAACUUGUGGAACCCCACCUAUGGCUCCUGGGUUCUGGGGAGUUUCAGGGGGAAGAAAGCUCUGGCCCACACUCAGUCCAUGCCCCUGUCUACCAUCAGCUGUCCUCCACACACCUGCAGCUCUGAAGGCACUGACACCACCUGUGAUGGGGCCAGUAGUCUGCACGUUGGGACCUCCACUGUGCUCGCCCAUAGGCUCCCUGAGGGGGCCUCAAGCAGCUCCAAAGGAGGGAUGGGCCUGGCCAAACUCGAGAGCUUUCCCUGCGGCAAUGUCAACUACGCAUACGACGGGCAAAGCAGUGAGUCUGAGAACCGGCCGUUGGCAAAGGCCGGGGCCCCAGAGGCCAGGACCAGCAGUUCUCUGACUGUGUCUUUGGGAAGUGGCUUAGGACUGGGGCUCCAGAGCGCAGCCACAGCACCCAAACUGUUCCUGAAGAGGCACGCCAGCUACGGACAUGAGGACGUGAGGAGACACACUAAAGCUGACAAACCGCCCCGCGACCGGGACUCAGGAUUUUCUUUGUCAGAAGACCUCAGCGUAAACCCAAUCUAA
Molecule: messenger RNA, 8907 nt
Organism: Knipowitschia caucasica
Lineage: Eukaryota; Metazoa; Chordata; Actinopteri; Gobiiformes; Gobiidae
Source: the annotation of a GenBank genome assembly